GCUGAGUUUAAAUAUUUCACAAUAUAAAACAAAACAAACAAGACGUUCUUUGAAUUUUACCACAACAUGUUAUCUUCAACAUGGAUUAUAUCCCUGCUAAUAUUAAUUUUAACGUCGAUAUUUGGUUUGUACAAAUAUUCCACAAGGCAUUUUGAUUACUGGAAAAAACGGGGAGUAUAUUAUAAGAAACCAUCACCGUUUUUUGGAAAUUUCUACGAAGUGUUUACUUUACAAACAACGACGUUUGAAUUACUGAAGAAAAUGUAUGAAGAGACUGACGAACCGUAUUUUGGAAUUUUUGUUUUCGAUAAACCGAUUUUAGUUUUGAAAUGCCCGAAAUUGAUAAAAGAUGUUCUUAUAAAAGAUUUCAACGUGUUCUCCAAUAGGAGUAUAACACCUUCUUCUCAUAAUUUGACGACAUCCAAUUUUAUAUUCAUGCAAAAGGUUCCAGAAUGGAGAACCACCAAAUCCAAAUUAAGUCCAUUUUUUACUUCGUCAAUGAUGAAGAAUAUGUUCGUCACCGUGGAUUUGGUUUGUAAAAAUUUUGUAAAAUAUUUAGAGAAAUCACAUGGAAUCUUUGAUGCAAAACACAUAGGAAGUCAAUUCUCUCUCGAGGUUAUUUCUAGAUGUUUUUAUGGUGUUGAUCCGCUGGCAUUUGAUGAACACGUUUCGUCUUUUCGAAAACAUGUCGAAGGGAUUUUCGAAUUCAGUUUACGAAAUAUAUUUAUUCAGUCCUGUCACUUUUAUCAUCACUGGUUGGUUGAUACUUUAAAAUUAAAUUUCGUAGCAGCAAAUACCGUGACAUUUUUCAAAAAUGUAUUCAACUCUGCCAUGCAAGCAAGACAAAAUUAUAAAGGGAAAGCUACUAAUCUGAUUGACGUCAUGAAUGCUUCGAAAGAUGAUUCAGAAUUGACGAACGCUUUUUCAAAUGCCAUUUUCUUCAUGGUAGCUGGCCAAGAAACCACAAGCUCUUUGAUCAGUUACGUUUUAUAUGAAUUGGCUCUUAAUCAAGACAUCCAAACAACUUUAAGAGACGAAAUAGAAAAUUAUGUACAAGAAUAUGGAGAUUUAACUUUCGAAGAAGUGAAAAAUCUGAAAUAUCUCAACAUGGUUAUAAGUGAGGGUUUGCGUAAAUAUCCUGUGCUUCCUUUUUUGGACAGAACAGCAAUGGCCGAUUAUCGUCUGAAAGGAACUGACUUAGUAAUUGAAAAAGGAAUGACGGUUUACGUUUCCUUUUAUGCCACUCACAUGAAUCCACAAUAUUAUCCAGAUCCUGAAAAAUUUGAGCCCGAAAGGUUUUUGGACGUUGAUUUUAAUAACGAAGAUGGUUUGAAAUACUUUCCAUUUGGGGAUGGACCUAGAACAUGUACAGGAAAAAGAUUGGGUUUGCUUAUGGCGACAAUGGCUAUUUUCUAUAUCGUGUCAAAAUUUAAAAUAGAAAAAUGUGAAAGUACGCCAGUUCAAAUGGAAUUUGAACCCAAGAGUUUCGUUCUACAUUCAAAAUAUGGUCUUGCCAUAAAAAUAAUUCCCAUUAUGCUCAUAACGUCGUCAUGGGUCCUGGACCUUUUCGUAUUAGUGGUAAUUUCGGGAAUUUCGAGUUACAUAUAUUUCACUAGAAAUUUUAAUUAUUGGAAGAAAAGGAAAAUUUAUAGUCCAACACCGAUACCGUUUUUCGGAAACUUUUUUGAUUCUCUUAGUUUCAGAACAACUAUUCACGAAAAUGUCAAGAAGUAUUAUGAUAGUACUGAAGAUCCCUUCUUCGGAUUGUACAUUUUAGACGAACCUGUUUUAGUGCUCAAAUCCCCCCAAUUAAUUAAAGAUGUUCUAAUCAAAGAUUUUACCGUUUUUUGCGAUAGAAGAGUAUCAACACCGAAACAUUCCGAUAUGGUUUAUUCGGUAUUUUUUUUGAAAUAUAAUCUAUGGAAAAAAGUUCGAUCAGUACUUUCCCCGUUAUUUCGUACUUCGGUACUCAAAAACAAUUACUUUCAUUUAGAUGACACUAAAAACCUUCUGAUUGAUUUUUUACAUAAAAACAAUGGUCUUAUCGACGCCAGAUUGAUCGGAGGACAUUUCGCUACAGAAUUAUUGGCGAGGUGGUUUUUUCGAGUCAAUCCUCAUUGCUUCGAUGGAGGAGAAUCCAUAUUUAGGAGAUAUAUUCAUAAAUUAUUCGACUUCAAUUUCCGAAAUGCCGUUAUACAAAAUUUGUUUUUCAUCAAACCGUCGUGGGUUUCUUUCUUCAGAUUAGAUUUCGUAGUCGAUGAUGCUAUUAACACUUUUAAAGAUGUUUUAAUGACUUCAGUGGCUGCUAGGAAAGACCAAUUCAAUGGCAAUGUGCAAGAUUUAACCGAUUUAGGUAGCAAAGGUGUACUUGAAAAAGAAAAAACGAAUAAUGAUAAUAUGGUUUUUGACAUAGCAGUGUCGAAUACAAUAUUUUUUUUAAUUGCUGGUCAAGAGACAUCGAGUACUAUUUUAGCUUUCACAUUGUAUGAACUAGCAGUAAAUCAGAAUGUACAAGAUAAAUUGAGGAAAGAAGUUGAGAUCAAUUUACAAAAACACGGAGAGUUUACUCAGGAUGGUAUCAAAGAUAACAAAUAUAUGGAAAUGUGUUUGAAUGAAACGAUGAGGAAGUAUCCAGCCUUACCAUUUUUGGAUAGAAUACCUAUUACGGAUUAUAAAUUUAAUGGUACAAAUUUCGUGGUCGAAAAGGGAACGUCGGUUAUCAUACCAUUUUUUGCAUUACAUAGAGAUGAAAAUUAUUAUCCGAAUCCCGACAAAUACGAACCAGAGAGAUUUUUGAACAAUAAUUUCAAUGUGGAUGGUUUGAAUUUUAUUCCUUUCGGAGAAGGACCUAGAGCAUGCUUAGGCAAGAGACUUGGUAUGAUGGCAUUAGCUAUAGCUAUGUCCAAUAUUAUAAUGAAGUUCAAAUUGGAAAAAUGUGAAGGAACUCCGGAAAAAAUAGAAUUCGAACCGAAAAAUUUUGCUCUAAUAUCAAAAGUUGGUCUACCGAUAAAAAUUACCCCUAUUGAUUGACAGUUUUUUCAAAUUGAAAAUAAUAAAGAUAUUUUUAUACCAUA
Messenger RNA from Diorhabda sublineata, 3074 nucleotides. RefSeq names its product cytochrome P450 6k1-like. Gene Ontology annotation, molecular function: monooxygenase activity; heme binding; iron ion binding. Bases 67 to 3030 code for a protein of 987 amino acids. NCBI's taxonomy places the organism in Eukaryota, Metazoa, Arthropoda, Insecta, Coleoptera, Chrysomelidae. The transcript has 9 exons. The record is from RefSeq and is a predicted model, not a curated record.